AUGUCCGACCUACACACCUACGAGUUCAACGUCGCCAUGAGCUGCGGCGGCUGCUCCGGAGCUAUUGACCGUGUUCUGAAGAAGCUGGAUGGUGUCGAAAGCUACGAAGUCUCCCUCGAGAAUCAGACUGCCAAGGUCGUCACUGGCCUGCCCUACGAAACCGUCCUGACCAAGAUUGCAAAGACGGGCAAGACGGUCAAGUCGGCCACGGCUGACGGCGUUGAGCAGUCGGUUGACAUCCCUGCUGCUGCUGCCUAG
Messenger RNA from Metarhizium robertsii ARSEF 23, 258 nucleotides. RefSeq lists its product as uncharacterized. Gene Ontology annotation, cellular component: cytosol. The transcript has 2 exons. Gene Ontology annotation, biological process: copper ion transport. The record is from RefSeq and is a predicted model, not a curated record. NCBI's taxonomy places the organism in Eukaryota, Fungi, Ascomycota, Sordariomycetes, Hypocreales, Clavicipitaceae. Bases 1 to 258 code for a protein of 85 amino acids. Gene Ontology annotation, molecular function: metal ion binding; copper chaperone activity.